GCCCAGCUCUUCCUGUUCUCAGCUUCCGUCCUCUCAGCUUCCUUACAGCACCCCCACCUGCCAGAGCUGAUCUUCCCUAGGCCCUGCCUAACCUUGAGUUUGCCCCCAAUCCCCCUGGCUGCAAACGUCUCCUUACCGCCAAUGAGAGGAGGGGCAGGCCCAGAACUUUUGAGAGCUGAGGGUUGAAGGCAUUGAGCCAACACACAGACUUGUCACCUCUGACCCCGAAGACACCUCUACCCUCCAUGCGGAGCCAAGAUGGGGAAUGGAAAAGAGGAAGAUUAUAACUUUGUCUUCAAGGUGGUGCUGAUCGGCGAAUCAGGUGUGGGAAAGACCAAUCUGCUCUCCCGAUUCACGCGCAAUGAGUUCAGCCACGACAGCCGCACCACCAUCGGGGUUGAGUUCUCCACCCGCACUGUGAUGUUGGGCACCGCUGCUGUCAAGGCUCAGAUCUGGGACACCGCUGGCCUGGAGCGGUACCGAGCCAUCACCUCGGCCAAACAUUAUUUGUUAUUAUUAUUAUUAUUAUUGCCUUGGAUUCCCACAAUUAAUGGUGUGUUUUGCUGCCUGGCAGAAAACAAUGGACUGCUCUUCCUGGAGACCUCAGCCCUGGACUCCACCAAUGUUGAGCUCGCCUUUGAGACUGUCCUGAAAGAGAUCUUUGAGAAGGUGUCCAAGCAGAGACAGAACAGCACCCGGACCAAUGCCAUCACUCUGGGCAGUGCUCAGGGUGGGCAGGAGCCUGGCUCUGGGGAGAAGAGGGCCUGUUGCAUCAGCCUCUGACCUUGGCCAGCACCACCCUGCCCCAACUGGCUUCUGGUACUCCCUUGUCCCCACCUCAGCCCCAGGACCUUUCCCUGCCCUUUGGUUCCAGAUGUCAGACUGUUCCCUGUUCACAGCACCCCCAGGACCUUAAGGUCUUCAUGCCCUAUCACAAAUACCUCUUUUAUCUGUCCACCCCUCACAGACUCAGACCCUCAAAUAAAGCUGUUUUGUAUCAAC
Molecule: messenger RNA, 1002 nt
Organism: Cebus imitator (Panamanian white-faced capuchin)
Lineage: Eukaryota; Metazoa; Chordata; Mammalia; Primates; Cebidae
Gene: RAB25
Product: RAB25, member RAS oncogene family
Exons: 4
Coding region: 259-783 (174 amino acids)
Biological process (GO): exocytosis
Cellular component (GO): recycling endosome
Molecular function (GO): GTP binding; GTPase activity
Source: RefSeq, a predicted model, not a curated record